Molecule: messenger RNA, 1179 nt
Organism: Cydia amplana
Lineage: Eukaryota; Metazoa; Arthropoda; Insecta; Lepidoptera; Tortricidae
Exons: 9
Coding region: 32-1168 (378 amino acids)
Source: RefSeq, a predicted model, not a curated record
CAAUAAGAAUCCACAUAAGUCUCGUAAGAUAAUGAUAAUUAAACCAUCCAAAUACGAAACCACUGAAGCGAUUCAAGCCAACAGAAAAUAUUGGGGAAAUGUUUUUGAUAAAUUGGAUACGCCUUUCCAAGAAGAAGAGCAAAAUCAAAAUCAAGACGCCGAGAGCACCUAUUUGGCUGAAGUAUUGCCCGAGAAACUAUAUCGCAAAGUUUGCAGCACAUUGGACUUGCCACUGAAAAAAAAAUAUGCCACAGAAGAAAUCGAGGAUCCGAUAGAAGAGAAGCGUCAUAGUAGGAUCGUGAAGGAACCAGUUUUAUAUUUGAGAAAAACCAUUCGUAUAGAUAGAGAAAUUGACUCCGACACUGAAGUAGAAGUUUCUCCCAGAGUUACCCAAGACGGAGUAAAUGUUCACUGGGAACUUUUAAAAAAGCCCGAACGAGAGCAAGUGACAUGGCCGACGCACUACCUUCAACCGGAGCGGGAGGAAGAAAAAACCCUCGUCCGGAAAGCCGAUGACCUCACAGACCGGAUUGUGCAUGAGUUUUGUGAGUAUAUGACACAAUUGGGAGGAAACCAACAAUCGCAACUGUUUAAACCGAAGGCUAUAAAGGAACUCUUUCAGAUUGAAUUUGACACGCACGUAGCUCGCAGUCUUCAAGUAAUUCCAAAAGAGUUGCCAUCUGUAGAGGAAAAAAUUGCAGAAGUAACUGGGAACCCCGAGCUAUCGCAAUAUGCAGUAUUGGAGAGGGAAGUGACAAGGGACAUCAAAGCGGAGCGUCGCCCUGACAUCUUGCAAGCCUUCAACCGAUCACUCCCGCACCGCGAGCAAAUACACGCUCCUCAUAAUCAAACCAAGAGUAUGUGGCGGUCAGCUCGCCACGUGCCUAAAGACCUCGUCUCACUAAAAACAGUGUGGGAAGGCAUCACUAACCUCAGGAGCGUUAAAGAGUAUUGCCGCUGGAUGAUUGAUCAUCCAGAGUAUAAGCGAGCCCCUUACCUGAGCAGUCUUGGCAUGUUCGACUCUGCCGUGCUAGAAGCCAGGCUCACCCUGGAAUCACUCCAAAGAAUGGCGUCUCCUGCGGUGGCAAUUAAUUCCCCCAGUUCUAAUGUAUCAGCACCAAUAGAACACAUCCGAAGAAGGCUUUCGCAGUUGGCUGAUAUGGAAUAAAUAAGUACCUG